This is a messenger RNA of Symbiodinium natans, 1869 nucleotides long. The record is from the annotation of a GenBank genome assembly. NCBI's taxonomy places the organism in Eukaryota, Dinophyceae, Suessiales, Symbiodiniaceae.
AUGGCCUCAGAUUCGACGAAGAAGGACCUCACCCUGCACAUUGAAGUCCUGUCGGCUCGGGGGCUGCGAGACGCGGACUGGUUUCCGGGCUCCAAGGGAUCUGAUCCCUUCUGCGAGGUCACCGUGCCCGGCAAGAGCCUCUUCUUCAAGACGGAGGUCGUGGAGGACACUUCGGAUCCUGUCUGGAAUGCUUCGACCGACUUCACGGUCGCACCUGCAGACGUCCUUCAUUUCGCAAUCUUCGACGAGGACAAAAGGAAGAAGUCAGACCGACUUGGCUAUGUUACACUGGCAGUGGCCGAGGCGGUCAACGGCUUUGAUGGUGAGCUCAAGCUUUUGGAGGCCAGCAGCACCAAGUGGGGCGGCGACAAGAACGUGCAGGCCUUCGUGAAGCUGAGGGUGGCGCCGAAGGCGCCUCCUUCAGCCCCGGCGGCCGUGGAGCCGCAGGAAGCGCCGAGCGAAGCGCCGAAGGCGCCGAAGAAUGCGGCCAAGGUGGCAGGUGCCGACAACGAGGAGCUGGAGAAGCUGCAGCGACUUCGGAGAGCAUCCGUGGAGAGUGGUCUCACCAUCCGCGAGGUGCGCCAGCUCUCGGUCGCGGAGCUCGAAAGGUGGCUCGAGGAGGAGCAGCUCCGCAAGCAGCGCCGGCGCAGCCGGCGCGACGAGGAGCGCGGGCAGAAGCAGGUGGUGGAGGAGGAGGGGGGUCAAUGGUGGAGUCCCGAGCACGGCGAUGGCAGCGAGGGGGAGCACUGCCGCCGCUGCGCAGCGCAGCUCACGCCUGGCGCAAAGUUCUGCGCAGCCUGUGGUGCGCCCGCCGACUGGGAGCCAGAGGAGACACCGAGCCGCGUUGAGGUGGAGGCCCCGCCUUCUUUGCCCAAAGUGGACAAGGAGGAGCCGGCCGGUCCUGCGAAGGCCGAUGAGUUGGUCGUCGUCGUCGUCAGCGACGAGCUGCCGGAGUAUGGCACAUCGUCAUGGGCCGACACAUUGGACAGCCCUGCACCAGCAAGCUACGAGGCGCCGGCCCCCGCAGCGCCCAGUGAACUCUGGCCAGAACGUGAACCCGGGCAGGACCUUCGCCCCCUGGACGGCGAUGACCGGAACCGCCGCCUGCUGCGGCUCUUGGAAGGCCCAUACGCGUCCUUGCCAAAGUCGGCUGGACCACGGAUGGAUCCCUGGCAGAAGCUCGCGAGCUUCGGGCAGCGGCCACCGGUGCAGAUUGGUUUGCCAGGCAGCCGAGGGCCCGGUCAGGAGAAAGCCACCCAAGGCGAACUCCAACCAGAACCCGGGCGCUGGGCUGUGUCGCAGGUGGCCUCCGAGAGCGUCAUGCGGAGCUCCUCGCACUUCGGCUUGGAGGUCUUCCGGCGCUUCUUGCGGGUCAAGCAGGAGCCAGAGCUGCACUGGCUGGCUGAUGAGAUGAUGCACGUGGAGCUUCCACAAGGCAUGUACCCCAUCGACCCCAUGUCGGUCGAGUGCAAGUCCCUGGACCGCCACAGCCGCUGCCCACAGCCGCCGCCCGCGCUGGCGUUUGCCCAGGCCAGCGAGCCUGGAGGCUCGCUGGAGGAUGAGGGGGAGGUGUUCUUCGAGCAUCCCUACCAGGAGGCCUUCGAUCAUGCAGCUGCCGCCCAGAUGCUGGCGACCUCAUCCUCGGACCCUGGGGCCCUACUGGAGGUCGCAGAGGCCGCGUGGACGCACCGGUACGGGCAGGGCCUGAGCAACUGGGAAGAAAAUCUUCGAGGGGGUGGCUUCGUCCACAGAGUGACGGGCCACCACGCUCGCAAGGAUCCACGCAGCCACAUCUUGCGCGAGCUGCAGCUGGGUUGCUUUCUGAUUGCCAGGGUUCGAGCACAGCUCGGCGUGCCCGGCGUGCCGUAG